AUGAUUACUCCGAAGGGCACGUACGAUUCGGUAGCCAAGUUUCAAGGAACGGAUUUGCAUCAAGAUGUCGAUUACGCAGUACUGGAACAACGGAGGACACAGUUAGAGGCCCUCAUCGUGGAGAGAGAAUCUUUUAUUAAAAACUUGUGCUCUCUCUCUCACAAAAUCCAGAACACCAAGAAUUACCAAGAGUUUGUGGACGUAUUGAUGGAAAGUCGAGAUUUACUGCGAGAGAUAUUCACUGUGGAGAACGGAUUUCAGAAACAAAAAUGGGUCAAUCAUGACGAUAUCCCUCAGGUAGACUGGGACAAGUUUGCCAUAAGUAUGAAUGCUUAUAUAGCGGAAAACGAUAAGUUAUUAGCAAUGUAUGAAGACGGCUUAUUAUGA
Molecule: messenger RNA, 387 nt
Organism: Saccharomyces kudriavzevii IFO 1802
Lineage: Eukaryota; Fungi; Ascomycota; Saccharomycetes; Saccharomycetales; Saccharomycetaceae
Gene: AHC2
Product: Ahc2p
Exons: 1
Coding region: 1-387 (128 amino acids)
Source: RefSeq, a predicted model, not a curated record